Verticillium nonalfalfae is the source of this 630-nucleotide messenger RNA. RefSeq lists its product as uncharacterized. The record is from RefSeq and is a predicted model, not a curated record. The transcript has 2 exons. Bases 1 to 630 code for a protein of 209 amino acids. NCBI's taxonomy places the organism in Eukaryota, Fungi, Ascomycota, Sordariomycetes, Glomerellales, Plectosphaerellaceae.
AUGUUCAAGAAUAGCUUAUCACUGGAAAUUCGAGCGCGUCCUGAAGAUAUCCGGAGAUAUCUCGAGGGUAACAUGGCUCACAUGCCCUCAUAUAUCGAUCGGAGUCCAGAUUUACAGGCUGAGAUUAUAGCCAAGAUCGUCGAGACUGUGGAUGGAAUAUUGCACGCCGGCUCUCAAGCGUAUGACCUUGCGUACGAUGAUGCGAUAGAGCGCAUUAAUGGCCAGCGCAAGGACGAGGUGGAGCUCUCGAAGCAAGCGCUGUCGUGGAUCACCUGCGCUAAGCGGCCGCUUUCCACAAUAGAACUCCAGUACGCGCUUGGUGUUGAAGUGGGCGAGACAGAGCUGGACCUCGACAACAUCUCACAGAUAGAAGACAUGAUGUCUGUUUGUGCAGGACUGGUCACGGUGGAUGAGAAGAACAGCGUCAUCCGCUUAGUGCACUAUACUACGCAGGAAUAUUUCAUGCGCACGUGGAAACGAUGGUUUUCAAAUGCACGGACGGAAAUUACAGGUGUUUGCGCUAUAUAUCUGUCGUUCAGCUCCUUUGAAGUAGGGUUCUGCCGUAUAGAUGCCGAGCUCGAGGACCGAUUACGACUCCACCCUCUCGACGACCACGUCGCCUACUUCUAG